Molecule: messenger RNA, 843 nt
Organism: Olea europaea var. sylvestris
Lineage: Eukaryota; Viridiplantae; Streptophyta; Magnoliopsida; Lamiales; Oleaceae
Exons: 3
Coding region: 1-843 (280 amino acids)
Source: RefSeq, a predicted model, not a curated record
AUGUAUCUAGUGAUAUAUGCAGUUGUUGAAGUUGAAAAUGGGGAUAAUCAGAGAUGGUUUUUGGGGUUACUGAAGGAUGAUUUGCAUAGACACAACACUCAGCAUUGGACAUUCAUUUUAGAUAAGCAAAAUGGGUUGACUAAUGCAAUUGAGUCCUUAUUUGAAAAUUCAGAGCACAGGACGUGUGUUAGACAUCUAUAUAACAAUUUUAGCCUCUCUCACAAGGAUUUGACUUUAAAGAAUUGUUUGCGGGAUGUAGUCAGAGCCACUACUGUAUCACAGUGGCUUGAACACAUGCAACGGAUGUUGGACUUGGACCCGGCUGCUUAUGGAUGGCUUGAAGGAAAGCCAGCUUCUCAUUGGAGUAAAUCCCACUUCAGAAAGUGGAAUCAGUGUGACAUGCUUCUCAACAAUUUAUGUGAAUCAUUUAAUAGUACAAUUGUGACUGCAAGAGAGAAGCCGACAUUAACCAUGCUAGAGGAUAUAAGGGUAUAUUUGAUAAGAAGAAUUGUAGGCCGCAGGGAGUCCUGUGAUCGGUGGAUAGCAGCAAUAGGACCUAGAAUUCUGAAGAUUCUCGAGAAAAAUGGAAUUGCAUGUAGCCAUGUGAUUGCCUUCGUUGUAUCUAGAGGUCUGAACAUGAUGGAGUUCGUGGAUGAUAUCUACAAGAAGGUUGCAUAUAUGAGGACAUAUACACCUUCAAUUUCUCCCAUCACAGGUCCGAGCGCAUGGCCAACCCCAUGUUUGAACCCUCUCAAUCCACCAGUCUACACAAAGAGGGCUGGGAAGCCAAAGAAAAAUAGAAGAAAAGAGCCAAAUGAGGUGGCUUCUUCAAUGCGUAGUUAG